Messenger RNA from Talpa occidentalis (Iberian mole), 1849 nucleotides. Its product is annotated as lysozyme C-like. The transcript has 4 exons. Lineage: Eukaryota; Metazoa; Chordata; Mammalia; Eulipotyphla; Talpidae. The record is from RefSeq and is a predicted model, not a curated record. Gene Ontology annotation, biological process: defense response to Gram-negative bacterium; defense response to Gram-positive bacterium. Gene Ontology annotation, molecular function: lysozyme activity. The coding region runs from base 244 to 723 and encodes 159 amino acids.
UUUGGAAACAGCGCUUCUUCCCAGUUCUUCAUGGGCUAGUUCUUUCAACAAUGCCACUUCAUCAUUUCCAUGUAGCUUAAUUUGAGCACAUCAGAAUAAAUCUCUUCAAAUCUUAAAAAAAUAUUUUAAAAAGUUAGUCAACCCACCACCUUUCCUGUGGCCCUUAUAUCUCAAGAGGUGGAGCUACCAAACCACUAAGAGGAAGAGGAAGUUAAACCCUUUAAAUACCAGGGACGACUUGGGAUGCUCAGCUGGACAUCUGGCUUCCCAGGCAACAUGAAAGCUUUCCUUAUUCUCGGGCUUCCUCUCUUUGCCAUCACUGUCCAAGGCAAGGUCUUUGAAAGAUGCGAGUUGGCCAGAACUCUGAAAAGAUUUGGAAUGGAUGGCUACUGGGGAAUCAGCCUGGCAAAUUGGAUGUGCUUGGCUAAAUGGGAGAGUGGUUAUAACACGCGAGCUACAAACUACAAUCCAGAACGCGAAAGCACCGAUUAUGGGAUAUUUCAGAUCAAUAGCCGCUGGUGGUGUACUGAUGGAAAAACCCCAAAAGCACGCCAUGGCUGUGGUAUAUCCUGCAACGCUGUACUUCAAGAUGACAUCACUGAAGCUGUUAAAUGUGCAAAGAGGGUUGUCAGAGACCCACAAGGCAUUAGAGCAUGGGUGGCAUGGACAGACCAUUGUGAAAACAGAGAUGUCAGUCAGUACAUAAGGGGUUGUAGAGUUUAACUGCAAUUUCCCUUCUUCAGCUCAUUUUGUUUCUUUGCAUAUUAAGGGAGUAGUAGUUGAGGGGAAGGUGACAAUACCAUUUUUUUCAAACAAAUUGCAUUUAAACAUAAUUAGAAACAAAAUAUGGUCUUUCCCCUAGAGACGCAAUAUCUACUAAUGUGUUUAUUAUUUUAUAUGAAGCCUACAAGAAUUUUCAGUUUACUAACAGAAUGACUGUUUGUGAAAUUUUUGACUAUCCAAUACAUUUCCAGUACAUUUCCAGGCACUCUAGCCCUAAGGACUUUAAGACCAACGUUCCACAGUGGCCUCACAGGAAACCAAAGAUACAGAACAGCUUUUCUUGAAGAGAUUGGUAGUUGUGACCUUUAUGCUAAUGGAAAGGAGUUUUUAAAUGUUGCUUUUAUAGCUUUAGAAAUAAAAUCACAAUUUAUAUAUCAAUGUGUUUUCUUCCUUCAAAGAACUCUUCUAUGCAUCUGGCUUGUUAUGAAUUAAUAGAAAUGUUUAGUUGAGCUGUUGCUGGUUUAGUGUUAUUGACCUAGAGUCAUGCAUUGUCACUGAAUACAGAGGCAGAAGUUUUCCAGGAAUUGAAAUAAUUGUAAUUAAUCACAGGUGUGAAAUUACGCAUGUUUUGAACAAGAAAAACAUUUUUUCAUUAAAGGCUUUGCAACUCACCUUAUCUGUCUUUGUUCAAACCCAUCUGAUCUCUGAAGAAAAAAAAAUAUCGGGGAAAUAAAAAGAUUUGGUACUUUUACUAUUUCCUGUAUCCCUAGUGGAACCUAAAGAGCUAGAGAAACAAUCCACAUACUGUUACAGGGCCCCUGUGUUUGGCUUGCUGUUUGUGCUAUUGGAUUAACCUGGUGCUAGUUCCUUCUACCUUUCUGUUGCUGACAACCUGAUGGACUGAGAUGCACUUCCCUUCAGAGUGAGGCAGAAAGGGUGUAAACUUGAGAUGAUGUAAAGCGUCUGUGUGUGCUUAAAGGUUCUGAUGCCUUGCUUACAAAACCUGACGGCCAAUAUGCUGCUGCCCUGUCCUGGUAAUCAGCCACAUAAAACCAGAACCCCCAGUCCUCUCUACUCGGGAGUAUGACUCGGGACACUUGUCCUUCUUCCCCUACUUUUUUUUUUA